UGAGAGGAAACAGACUCACAAUCAGCCACAAUAUGGUUUAAGAGGGAGGAGUCUAUGUGUGUGUGUGUGUGUGAGAGAGAGAGAGAGAGAGAGACUCUUGAGUUCCCUCACUGGGACACUGAUGUUGUAGUGGACACUGGACAGAGUGGAUGGUCCUUGUAUGUUCGUCAUUACCUGGAUGUAUAAUUUGUUUCCUUCAUCAUCAUCAUCAUCAUCAUCAUCUUCAGCUGUGUUCACUCAGUGACUGUCACAUUGUCUGUUUAUCGACGGUGGAUUUGAUCUCGGUCACAGUUUGUGCAGUUUAACAGAACAGUUCUGCGCCCCUUUAUAUCCCAGUCUCCAUCUCGGCUUCUGAGAAGUUCACGAGAGUGAAAGCGUUGAGGGGACGGAGCGGCGGAGGAGGAGGAGGAGGAGGAGGAGAGAGGACAGCGUUGUGUGUGUUUUUGAGCAGGAGAGGAUGAAGGGGACUGUUUCUUGUGUCUGGACCUAAAAGAUAAAACAAUCAUCUUCCUCAUCAGCAGCAGUUUGAGCUGAGGAGGACUGAAAGUGCCUGGAGAAUCUGGUGGAUGUGUAUGGAGUCGCUGGGGGUGGCUGCCAAGCUGCAGCUAUGGUUGUUGAGUCGAGGUUUCCUGCCUCCUCAUCAGUGACCUGGUCGUUUUUGUCUCACCAUGCCGGAAGACCCCGUCGCCUCCGUACUCUACAUCAUCCUGGAGCUGCUGAUUGCUGUGUUCUCUGUGCUGGGCAAUGUGCUGGUCUGCUGGGCCGUGUGCCUUAACAGCAACCUGCAGAGCAUCACUAACUUCUUCGUGGUGUCGCUGGCCGUGGCCGACAUCGCGGUGGGCGUCCUGGCCAUACCCUUCGCCAUCGUCAUCAGCACCGGCUUCUGCUCCAACUUCUAUGGCUGCCUCUUCAUCGCCUGCUUCGUGCUGGUUCUCACUCAGAGCUCCAUCUUCAGUCUGUUGGCCAUCGCGAUCGACCGCUACAUCGCCAUCAAGCUACCACUCAGGUACAACAGUUUGGUGACAGGCCAGCGAGCCCAAGGCAUCAUCGCCAUCUGCUGGGUUUUAUCCAUCAUCAUCGGCCUGACCCCGAUGAUGGGCUGGCACAAAGAGGUCGAGCCAGUGUCACCGAAAGCUGCCGACAACAGCACGUGUCUGCCCGCUCAGAUGAAGUGCCUGUUUGAGAAGGUGGUGAACAUGGAGUACAUGGUCUUCUUCAACUUUUUUGCCUGUGUGCUGAUUCCUCUGCUGCUGAUGCUGGCCAUCUACCUGCGUAUCUUCAUGGCCGCUCGUCACCAGCUCAAACUGAUUGAGUUGAAGGCGUUUCACGGCGAGAAGUCUCGCUCCACGCUGCAGAAAGAGGUGCAGGCGGCCAAGUCUCUGGCCAUCAUUGUGGGGCUGUUUGCCGUCUGCUGGCUGCCUCUACACAUCAUCAACUGCUUCACCCUCUUCUGUCCUCUAUGCGUUCGUCCUCCGCCCUGGAUCAUGUAUUUGGCCAUAAUCCUCUCUCACGCCAACUCUGUGGUCAACCCCUUCAUCUACGCCUACAGAAUCAAGGAGUUCAGACUGACCUUCCGCAGGAUUAUCCGCCGCCACAUCCUGGGCCAGCAAGACAUGUUUGAGAGUGGCAGCAGUAAACGCAACUCCACUUACAACAGCAUCACAGACUCCAUCAGACUCAAGGCAAACGGCCUCAGCUUUCAGUUCUUCACUGAACACAGUGGCAGCAGUAGCUGUGAAAGCUCCUGCCACUGUCCCACUUACAUCUCUGCUGUAGGGGGAGGACUGGUGGCGGUGUCCCGCCCCCCUCUCUCAGUCAUCAUCUCCCACUGUCCUAAAACAGACCUGUGUCCACUGCAAGGCCUCACACAAACUCAGAUACCAGAGGGUCAUCAUCAUCAUCAUCAUCUACAGUUCACAGAGCAGCAGCAGCAGCAGCAGCAGCAGCAGCAGGACUGCAGUGAACCAGUCGUCAUGGAGGACAAAGACCUGGUCUCGUCACUGUUCAGGAUCAGACAGGCAGGACAGGAAGUGCUGCUUCAGUGAGGUGGCAAAGGUGUCCUGACGCGGGAGGGAUUUAUAGUUGUUGUCAGGUUUAGAUCUGCGACGGUAACGUUUGUGCAGAUAAUAAAGGACAGCAAACACUCACUAAAAUAACUUCUUCAACACAUCGAAACUGACUGCAAGAUGUUUUUCUUUGAAAAUGAUUGACAGAUUAAUCGAUUAUGAAAAUAAUGCUUCGCUGCAGCUCUAAUUUCAGAUUCUGUUGAUAGUUUUCCCUUAAAUUAAAACAUAAAAAAAAACAUUUUAAUGUGUGUAAUGACAGAAAUGGACCUCUCAUGUUGAACUCCUGUGCUCGAUCCUCACCAUCCCAUCCUCAGCGGUCUGAACAGAACAGAUUCUCCCUGUGUCUCUCGUCUUUCACUGCUGCAUGAGCCACAAAUCUACACACGACCCGCGUCCUCUCAAUAAUGGAGAGAAGAAGUAGCACGGACGUGGACACAAAUGCGUCAGCGGACGAUUUGGAUCACGCAAGGACGAGGAGGCUCAAAGUGACGCCAUUUCAUUCAAGCAACAAUUAUCAAAAGUGCGGACAGAAAGGAUGUAAUUUUUCUUUGUUAGUGUAACAAAAAUGUGAACGACACAUGGAUGGUGGCCUCUAUAUAUAUAUAUAUAUAUAUAUAUAUAUAUAAAAGACUUAUUUCUAAGGCUACAAUAACUGUACUAUAUUUCAUACACUGUCACAGACCUACAUCAUCUUAAAUGUUACACACUGGACUAAGAGUUCAGUGAAAGACUCAGCAAAGCUCAGCUAAUAAAGAAGAGAGUGGAACUCUAUUAUUAUUAUUAUUAUUAUUAUUAUUAUUAUUAUUAUUGUUGUUCAACUUUGUUUAAUUGUCAAUGAAAUGAAUAUACUGUAGUUUGUGAGUAAAGCCUGACAACUCAAUUAUUGACAGAUCACAUUAAGCCACUACCAUGACUCAUGAGCAGAGCAUUACAAUCCUUUUCUAUAGCUGAGCCUCAUCCCUGCAGGAUGUUAAUGAUGUUUUGCAUUAUAUUUCAAGUGUUUUUUUUUUUUGCCAUGUAUUUACAACGAACGAGUUCUGAUUAUUAAUAUUUCUGGGCCGUCUGUCGUCUCUAUUUAUACUGAAUAAAACCCAGGACAGGACAGGUAUGAUGUGUGUGUCAGUAGCACUGUAAAAACCUCAGCGUUGGUCACGUGAUGCUGAUCGGUGACCUUGUGUUUGCUCCGUGUGAUCAUGUGACUUGACUGUGCGCUUAUUUAAGUGAAAUUCACGAAGAUGGUUUUGAAAGAUGCUGUUUGUAAAUGAUUACAUUUUAAACUAAAAUAAAUAAACAAACUCAGUUCUG
Solea solea (common sole) is the source of this 3371-nucleotide messenger RNA. It is a transcript of the gene adora2aa, whose product is annotated as adenosine A2a receptor a. The transcript has 3 exons. Gene Ontology annotation, biological process: G protein-coupled adenosine receptor signaling pathway; adenylate cyclase-activating G protein-coupled receptor signaling pathway. The record is from RefSeq and is a predicted model, not a curated record. Bases 669 to 2045 code for a protein of 458 amino acids. Gene Ontology annotation, molecular function: G protein-coupled adenosine receptor activity. Gene Ontology annotation, cellular component: membrane. Lineage: Eukaryota; Metazoa; Chordata; Actinopteri; Pleuronectiformes; Soleidae.